GUUUUCUGUCUCGCAGCAAUUACCUGUAUCGAAGUACGCCGCGUUUAGAAACUAAAUUAAAGAAGAUAUAGAAAUCAUUUACGCGCCUAUGAGCUAUGGAAAAUAUCAAUAUUGAAAUUCUCAUUUCUGAGGUGCAGCAGCGGGAACCAUUGUGGAAUCCGAAGCAUGCCGGGUAUAGGAAUACCCUUGUUCAACAGCGUCUAUGGGAUGAGUUGGGCGCUAGCAUGAAAAUGAACGGUAUGUUCGAUCGUUUAUCUUACCGAAAAUACACGGACCGCUUGCAUAUAGAACUAAUACAUAUAUUGCUCCUUUUAGCUGAGCUUCUUAAAAGGAAGUGGCAGAAUUUACGCAAUCAAUAUGGAAGAGAAAAACGUAAAACUAAAGUGCCGACCGGUUCUGCUGCUUCCACGGAAACAACCUGGCGUUAUUUCCAGCAUUUAGCAUUUUUAUCCGAUGUGUAUUCGUCACGUACUACCGUUAGCAACCUGCCGAAUAUAAACCAGAUUCCUGAUGAAACCAUUGAAAUUUUGGACGAUAACUUUCCAGCGGAGGCAGAUGUAUAUAUUGAAGAGAUAGAAAAUAUGCCGUUAUGUGAAAAUGAUGAAAAUAGUUUGCUACCAUCGACAAGCAGAAAGAGAUCGGCCCGAGAGCAGAAUAAAGUGCUGGAGGAGCUUAUUUGUUUAGAAAAACAAAAGAUUGCCAAGUUGGAUGAAAUAAAACAAAAAACUGAAGUGGAUCCUUUUGCUGCUAGCAUCUCGAAAGAUUUGAGCAAAUUGUCUAUGCUGAGACAACUGCUAGCUAAAAAAGAAAUUUUAGAUGUUUUAAUGAAGCAUGUAAAGGAACAAGAACAAUCCGAUAAAUUCAACUGAAAUGAACUACUGUGGUUACGGUAAUAGUUAAUUAGUUAAUCAAGUAAGUUAAGUAGUUGCAUAGUUUUAAGUUACAUAACAAUGUAUAAUUAGAAAGAUACAGAGAUAUAUGUAUGCGUAGCAUUUAGUUAUUUAAAUUAAUAAGUUAAUAUUAAUUUCUGUAAAUAUUAUACCCAAGUUAAUAACCUACCAAUAAUCAAUUUAGGCUAAAAUGUUAGUAAUGUUGUGAUCUCAUUGAACUUCAUACAAAUAUAUAAUGAAUUUUAGAACAAAACUAAA
Anopheles coluzzii is the source of this 1148-nucleotide messenger RNA. RefSeq lists its product as uncharacterized. Bases 96 to 869 code for a protein of 257 amino acids. The transcript is spliced from 4 exons. Gene Ontology annotation, biological process: regulation of transcription by RNA polymerase II. NCBI's taxonomy places the organism in Eukaryota, Metazoa, Arthropoda, Insecta, Diptera, Culicidae. Gene Ontology annotation, cellular component: transcription regulator complex; nucleus. The record is from RefSeq and is a predicted model, not a curated record.